Molecule: messenger RNA, 1612 nt
Organism: Dipodomys ordii (Ord's kangaroo rat)
Lineage: Eukaryota; Metazoa; Chordata; Mammalia; Rodentia; Heteromyidae
Gene: Trim6
Product: tripartite motif containing 6
Exons: 7
Coding region: 31-1491 (486 amino acids)
Molecular function (GO): zinc ion binding; protein binding
Source: RefSeq, a predicted model, not a curated record
GGGCAGGCCUGAGCCAGGAAAGUAGCUGCAAUGAGUUCAGCAGUUCUGGUGGACAUCCAAGAGGAGGUGACUUGCCCCAUCUGCCUGGAACUACUCACAGAACCCCUGAGCAUCGACUGUGGCCACAGCUUCUGCAAAGCCUGCAUCACAAGGAACAGUGAAGAAUCAGUGCGCCACCGAGAAGAGAAGAGCAGCUGUCCUGUGUGCAAGGCCAGCUACCAGCCUGGGAGCCUCCGGCCUAAUCGGCAUCUGGCCAACAUAGUAAAGAGGCUCAGGGAGGUAGUGUUGGGCCCAGGGAAGCAGGCAAAGGUCAUUCUUUGUGCACAGCAUGGUGAGAAACUCCAGCUCUUCUGUAAGGAGGACGGGGAGUUGAUUUGCUGGCUUUGUGAGCGAUCUCAGGAGCACCGUGGUCACCACACAUUCCUCAUGGAGGAGGUUGCCCAGGAGUACCAGGAAAUGUUCCAGGAGUCUCUGAAGAAGCUGAGAAAAGAGCAGCAAGAAGCUGAGAGGCUAAUAGCUGUGAUAAGAGAGAAUAGAACAUCUUGGAAGAGUCAGAUGGAGCCUGAGAGACAUAGAAUCCAGAAAGAAUUUAAUAAGCUGCGGAACAUUCUGGACAGAGAGGAGCAGCAGGAACUGAAGAAGCUGGAGGAGGAAGAGAGGAAAGGGUUGGGCAUUAUGGAGAAAGCAGAGGGUGAGCUGAUCCACCAGAACCAGUCCCUGAGGGAGCUCAUCUCAGACCUGGAGCGGCGAUGCCAGGGAUCCACAGUAGAUCUGCUACAGGACGUGAGUGAUGUCACGAAAAGGAAUGAGUUCUGGACCUUGAGGGAGCCUCUGGCUCUCCCCACCAAGCUGAGAAGUAAGUUCCGAGCCCCAGAUCUGAAACGGAUGCUACGAGUAUUUAGAGAGCUGACAGAUGUCCAGAGCUACUGGGUGGAUGUGACUCUCAACCCACACACAGCUAAUUUAAAUCUCGUCCUAUCUAAAAAUCGGCGGCAAGUGAGGUUUGUGGGAGCGAAGCUGUCAGAGCCUUCCUGUCUGGAAGAACAUCACGACUGCAGUGUCCUGGGCUCCCAGCUCUUCUCCUCGGGAAAAUACUAUUGGGAGGUCGAUGUGUACAAGAAGUCGGCCUGGAUCCUGGGCGUGUGUAGUAAUUCAGGGCAACCGACCUUCAGCCCGUAUGCACACAAGCUGAACACUUGCUCCAGGUAUCAGCCACAGAGCGGGUACUGGGUGAUUGGUUUGCAGCAUAAACACGAAUACAGAGCCUAUGAGGACUCUUCUGCCUCCCUGCUCCUCUCCAUGACAGUGCCCCCUCGCCGCAUUGGGGUUUUCUUAGACUAUGAGGCUGGCACUGUCUCCUUUUAUAAUGUCACCAACCACGGCUUACCCAUCUACACCUUCUCGAAAUACUACUUUCCUACUGCACUCUGUCCAUAUUUUAAUCCUUGCAACUGUGGAGUCCCAAUGACCCUGCGUCGCCCCAGCUCCUGAACAUCCCUGCCCCCACCCCUCAGCUGAUGGAUUCCUGUCUCCACAAGGCUCAUUGGCUCCUGACUCUUCUCUCUCAGGGCUUUUUAUUUAUUUUGUUUUGUUACCAGUACUGGGUCUUCAG